AUGCCCCUUAGCAUCCUCGACAACUUCUACCUAUCAGAUGAGGAGCUCGAGAACAGCCCCAGCCGGCAGCAUGGCAUUGACAGGGAGACGGAGACGACGCUGCGGGUCUACGGGUGCGAUCUCAUCCAGGAGGCCGGCAUCCUGCUGCAGUUCCCGCAGGCGGCAAUGGCCACCGGGCAGGUGCUGUUCCACAGGUUCUACUGCAAGCGCUCAAUGAAGGACUUCAACGUGAAGAAAGUGGCGGCCACGGCGCUGUGGCUGGGCGCUAAGCUGGAGGAGGUGCCGGAGGUGUCGCAGCACCCUGAGAAGCUGGUGCGCAAGGUGCUGGUCACGGUGGACCGCAUCUGCUCGCGGCGGGAGGACGCAAAGCCGUCGCUGCUGGAGCUGUCGUCAAAGGCGUACGCCUCAUUCCGCGAGGCCCUGGUGCGCUACGAGCGGGAGAUGCUCAAGGCCUUCGGCUUCAUAACGCACGUGCACCACCCCCACAAGCAGAUGCUCAACUACUGCCAGGUCAUACGCGCCGACACGGCGCACCACGCGCUGAUGCAGGAGGCGUGGAGCAUCGUGAACGACAGCCUGCGCACCACGCUGUGCCUGCGAUUCCGGCCCCACGUCAUCGCCUGCGGCGCCAUCUUCUACGCCGCGCGCCGCCUGCACGUCGCGCUGCCCGAGGAGCCGCCGUGGUGGCGGGUGUUUGGCGUGGAGGAGGCGGGGAUGUUUGAGGUCGUAAGGGUCAUGCACGAGCUGUACCAGCGGCCAAGGGCGGAGCACAUCCCUGUGUUCAGGCACAUCCUGCCCAGCAAGCCGCCGACGCCCGUGCUGUCGCCGGCGCCGGGCGCGGAAAAGCGCGGCGGGCCGCUCGACGGGGCGUCGGCGGAGCGCGGGGCCGUGCCGGCGGCGCCGGUGGCGGCGGCGGCGCUCGCGGCGGGGUUGGGCGGCGCGGAGGGUGGAGGCGGAGGCAGCGCGCCGCGGGCGCCGACCAGCAUUGGCGGCGGCGGGGCGCCGCGACUGACGUGA
Molecule: messenger RNA, 1017 nt
Organism: Monoraphidium neglectum
Lineage: Eukaryota; Viridiplantae; Chlorophyta; Chlorophyceae; Sphaeropleales; Selenastraceae
Product: Cyclin-L1-1
Exons: 5
Coding region: 1-1017 (338 amino acids)
Biological process (GO): regulation of transcription by RNA polymerase II
Cellular component (GO): nucleus
Molecular function (GO): cyclin-dependent protein serine/threonine kinase regulator activity
Source: RefSeq, a predicted model, not a curated record